AUUCACUCACUCACUCAAAACCUCUUAUUUUCCUAGAAACAAAAGAAAACUUUCUAGGCAACCAAACAGGAAAGAUCGAAAAGAAAAAAAUAAUUAAUGGGGCGAAGAAAGAUUGAGAUGGAAAUGGUGAAAGACAGCAGUUGUCGUCAAGUAACCUUCUCGAAGCGUCGAACCGGCCUUUUCAAGAAAGCCAAUGAGCUCGCCACACUGUGUGGCGCUGAGGUUGGGAUUAUCGUCUUCUCUCCUGGUGGCAAACCAUACUCUUUUGGAAACCCUAAUGUGAGAUACAUCAUAGAUAGGUUUCUAAAACCUAAUCUUUACAAGAAAAUGGUGAAUAACUCGUCCGUUGGAGCAAAAGCUUAUGAAGAGACGAUGAAUGAGCUUCAUGACAAUCAUGUGAAGCAGCUGAGCGAGGAGAAGCUCCGUGGUGAAGCCAUUGAUGGGGAAAUAGCCAAAGGGAAAGGGCUUGUCAUUGGUCGCGGAUGCAAGAAGAUUGAUGAGCUCGGUUUCGAAGAACUUGAGAAGUUUAAAGAGAGUUUGGAUGAGCUUGAUGACAAGGUGAAAGAGAGAGUUAUGGAGAUGGAAGCUUCAUCCACAUUGUUGAUGUUGUCCAAUAAUAAUAAGCUUGUGACUGGUUCUUGUGUUAAGAAGAGGAGUGUUAGGGUUAGGGCUAUCGCUAAAAAGAAUUAUUUUUAAUUAAACGUUGAAUAAUAUAAUAAUAUUGGCACAAUAAUGUUAAUUUCUAUUGGCAUAUAAUAAUUAUAUAUGCCAUGAGUUUUAUAAAAUAUUUGAAAUAAAAAGUUCAAUACAUAGAUUCAUCUUGUGGCUUUUGAUUUUGGAUAGAUUGAGAUUUAAAUCAAAAUUAUUCAAACACAAUAUAUGUUUAGAUGAGGAAUGCCUAAUUUGUGGAUUGAGUAAAGAAAUUAGAGAGCAUUUAUUCUUCAAUUGUCACUUGAGUUUCCAAGUAUUGGUUGGGCAACUACACUAGUAUCGAUUUUUAGGCGGCUACAGUGGCUGCAUAAAUCGAAAAUGAACAGAUUUCAGCGCCAAUUUUUUUCCACAACAUUUGC
Molecule: messenger RNA, 1070 nt
Organism: Cannabis sativa
Lineage: Eukaryota; Viridiplantae; Streptophyta; Magnoliopsida; Rosales; Cannabaceae
Product: agamous-like MADS-box protein AGL29
Exons: 1
Coding region: 97-696 (199 amino acids)
Biological process (GO): positive regulation of transcription by RNA polymerase II
Molecular function (GO): RNA polymerase II cis-regulatory region sequence-specific DNA binding; protein dimerization activity; DNA-binding transcription factor activity, RNA polymerase II-specific
Source: RefSeq, a predicted model, not a curated record